ACCAUUGCUUUGCAAUGGCUUCCACGGACGCGAACGACGAUCCGUAUUCGCAUGUUGCAAAAGGAGCUCUAAAAUUGAAAAACGAUCAGACAGUAAGCAAAAAAAAUUCUGUUGUCAGGAAAAAAGACAAAGAUGGAAAGAAAAAGAAGCUAGUGGAAGUUUCAAAGAUUAUCGAUGAAGACAAGUCACAAAAGGUAGAGCUAAAACGGACUAAAGCAGAGUUAGCAUUUCAGAAAAUGCAAGAGAAAAUGCAAACCGAAAGAAUCAAGCAGAAAGCCUCGAAGACACACAAACAACGUGUAGAGGAAUUUAAUCGACAUUUGGAUAGUUUAACUGAACACUUUGAUAUACCUAAAGUGAGCUGGACGAAAUAAAUUUUUGCAAACUUUGUUAUUUCUUACAAUUUAUAUAUGUAUACAUACAUAUGUAUGUACAUGCAUAUCUUAUAAACAUCUCCAUUUUAAAGUUAAACAUUGAGUUUUAUUUAUAUAAAAAUUUAUAUCUUAAUUGUGUUACAUAUAAUGUGUCAAAUUAUUCUUUUCUUAUCCUAUAAACACUGU
Messenger RNA from Pseudomyrmex gracilis, 560 nucleotides. Its product is annotated as protein FAM32A-like. NCBI's taxonomy places the organism in Eukaryota, Metazoa, Arthropoda, Insecta, Hymenoptera, Formicidae. Gene Ontology annotation, cellular component: nucleolus. The record is from RefSeq and is a predicted model, not a curated record. The transcript is spliced from 3 exons. The coding region runs from base 15 to 374 and encodes 119 amino acids.